UCCAGAUCAAGAGCUCCUGUUCGUGCAUGGGCUUGUCGGGCCUAUGGUGGAAUGGUCGCUUGGGCUUUUGCUAUAUACCGCGAUGGUCGCGGUGCGUUCCUUGAGCCCACACUCGUAGGUACACUGUUUCACAACAAACACCAUGGUCCAACACACCGGUUGCGUAACAUCUAUCGAUGCACUUUCUACAGUAGAGCCUGACUUCAUCGUCAUUGGAGGCGGUAUUGGUGGGCUGGUGGUCGCAAACCGCCUGACCGAGGAUGCGGACAAGAAGGUGCUGUUGAUCGAGGCUGGGGCCAAUCGUCAAGGAGACCCCAAGAUCGACACGGUCGGUAUGCUGUCAACACUCUAUGGAGACCCCAAUUAUGACUGGGACUUUAUGUCUGAGCCUCAGACGCAUGUCAACGGUCGGCAGAUCCCGCAUCCACGAGGAAAGGUUCUCGGUGGGUCUUCAGCAAUCAACUUUGGCGCAACUGUGUAUCCGUCAAAAGCCAACUUUGAAGCCUGGAAAGCAUUAGGCAAUGAGGGUUGGGAUGCUGCCGGCAUCGCGCCAUACCUUCGCAAGUUCAGUCGCUUCACACCACCGAGUGCGGAAACGAAAGAACUCCUCAACAUAGACUACAUCAAUGAGGAGCUGCAUGGCAAGGAUGGUCCUGUUCCGGUCACGAUUCCGGAUGUGUAUGGACCGUUUCAGGCGUCGUGGGCCAAGACUCUGGACAAGAUGGGCUGGUGCAAUACGGAUGAUCCUAUCGAAGGCGAGAAGCUCGGUACAUUUGCGUGCGGACUGUCCCUCGAUGCGGAGACGAAAACUCGCGGUUAUGCUGCGUCGGCAUACUACACCCCGGACGUUGCGAAGAGAUCGAAUCUCGAAGUCUUGACAGAAGCAUUCGUCGAAAAGAUAUUGACGAAGGGCUCCGACAGCUCUGUAGAGGCGAUCGGUGUAAAGAUCCGGACAAAGGAUGGGUCGACCCACGACGUCAGGGCGAAGAGAGAAGUUAUCCUUUCUGCAGGUGCUAUCCAGUCACCGCAAAUCCUUGAGCUUUCCGGAAUCGGCCAAAAAGAACUUCUUGAGAAGCAUGGCAUACCGGUAGUUCUCGAGAGCCCUGGUGUGGGCGAGAACCUCCAGGACCAUGCCAUUUCCGCCCCGUCCUUCGAGGUUGCCGACGAUCAACUCUCUGGAGACAUCAUGCGCGAUCCGAAUAUCGUGCAAGCCGUGUUGCAACAAUACAUGACUACCAAGACCGGCCCGCUCGUCGGUAUCCCAAUCAGCUUGACCAUGCUUCCACUCGUCGACUCCAAUGGUCGCAUCAGCCACGAAGAAAUUGCGAAAUUGACAAAGGAAUAUAUCAACGACAAGGAACUGCCCCUCUGGCAGAAGAAGCAGUACGAGCAGCUUGAGAAGCAGAUCCUAGGCCCCAAGGAAGCAGCUGGAUACGCGAUGAUGCUGCCACUGCAGCUGAACAUCUCCUCCGGCGCCACACAGAUGAACGCACUGCUUGCACCUACCCACCCCAACAAUUUCAUCACCAUCAUGGCAGUCAACAAUCAUCCCUUCUCACGUGGCUUCUGCCACAUCAGAUCCGCGGAUCCAAAGGAGAAGCCCAUCCUGGACCCCCGAUACCUUUCUCAUCCAUUGGACCUGGAGAUCCUCGCCCGGUACACGCAAUACAUCGAGACCAUUGUCAAGACCGAGCCGUUCGCUUCUCUACUCAAGCCGAGCGGGCGCUUACCCGAGGGCAAGGAAGCCAAGGAUUUGGAUACCGCUAAGGAAAUCGUCAAGGAGCGACUAUUGAGCACCUUCCAUCCUACGGGCACGUGUGCAAUGAUGCCGCGGGAACUGAAUGGCGUUGUCGAUAGCAGGUUAAAGGUGUAUGGAACGAAGAAUCUGAGGGUCGUGGACGCGUCGAUCUUUCCAAUGGAGACGCUGGGGAAUAUUCAGGCAACGGUGUAUGCGGUGGCGGAGAAGGCGGCGGACCUUAUCAAGGAGGAUUGGAGGAAGUGAUGGUGGUCUGUGA
Molecule: messenger RNA, 2015 nt
Organism: Alternaria rosae
Lineage: Eukaryota; Fungi; Ascomycota; Dothideomycetes; Pleosporales; Pleosporaceae
Exons: 2
Coding region: 143-2002 (619 amino acids)
Molecular function (GO): flavin adenine dinucleotide binding; oxidoreductase activity, acting on CH-OH group of donors
Source: RefSeq, a predicted model, not a curated record